GAAUUUUUCAAAUCGAGAAGAGGCGCCGCUCGAAGUGAAGAGUCCUGGGUCCUCGGGAGAUAAACAAUAGCAGCCAUGCAGAAACCAGCGAGAGGUAAAACUCCUCGGAGGCCUUGCCCGAAGAAAACGUCCAACAUCGAGAAAGAUCCUGUCGGAGUGUACUGCCGUAUACGCCCGCUGGGAGCAGAGUUUGAGGAAUGCUGUGUUGAGAUGAUCAGCAGCUCCACCAUUCAGCUGCACGCCCCUGAUGGUCUUAAAGCAAACCGCAAUGGAGAAUACAAAGAGACACAGUAUUCUUUCAAAAAAGUAUUUGGAAUCAAAACCACUCAAAUGGAGCUGUUUGAGGAUAUUGCUAAGCCACUAAUAGAGGACCUCAUUCACUGCAAGAAUGGGCUGCUGUUUACAUAUGGUGUUACGGGAAGCGGUAAGACCUUCACCAUGACUGGCUCACCUGGGGAAGGCGGACUCCUCCCUCGUUGUCUGGACAUGCUCUUCAACAGCAUUGGCCCCUUUCAGGCCAAAAGAUUUGUGAUCAAAACAGAUGAUAAAAAUGGGGUGGAGAUCCAGAAUCAAGUUGAUGCUCUCCUCGAGAGACAAAAGAGAGACAGUCAGCAGUCAGUGCCCAAAACGCCCUCUUCAAGACAGAAGACUGACCCAGAGUUUGCGGACAUGAUCAGCCCAGAGGAGGCGUGUAAAUCUGAGAAUGUGGACGAGGACUGUUGUUACAGUGUUUUUGUGUCCUACAUCGAGAUCUACAACAACUACAUCUACGAUCUUCUGGAAGAUGCUCCCUUUGACCCCAUCAGACCAAAGUGGCUCGGCGGUGGCACGCCUGUACGGAACGCUGAGUUCAUACCUCCUCAGUCCAAAAUUUUGCGUGAAGAUCAGAACCACAACAUGUAUGUCGCCGGGUGUACAGAGGUCGAGGUGAAAUCUACAGAGGAGGCUUUUGAAGUCUUUUGGAAAGGACAAAAGAAGAGAAGGAUAGCCAAUACUCAGCUCAACCGUGAGUCCAGCCGCUCUCACAGUGUGUUCAUAAUGAAGCUGGCCCAGGCGCCGCUUGAUGCAGACGGGGACCACAUUCUGCAGGAUAAAAACCAGGUGAAUGUGAGUCAGCUGUGUCUGGUCGACCUGGCCGGUAGUGAGCGCACCAGCAGAACCAGAGCUGAGGGGAGCCGUCUCCGUGAAGCAGGCAACAUUAAUCAGUCUCUGAUGACACUGCGCACAUGUAUAGAAGUCCUGCGAGAAAAUCAAAUGUGUGGAACAAACAAGAUGGUGCCCUACAGAGACUCCAAAGUGACACAUCUCUUCAAAAACUACUUUGAUGGAGAAGGAAAAGUCAGGAUGAUUGUUUGUGUCAACCCCAAAGCUGAUGAUUAUGAAGAAACUAUGCUGGUGAUGCGCUUUGCGGAGAUGACGCAAGAGGUGGAGGUGGCCCGACCGGUCGAUCGGCCCAUCUGUGGCCUUGCAGCAGGACGCAGACACAGAAAUCAGGCCUUCAGAGACGAGCUAUCACGUCGCCUGGAGGAGCGGGGAGGCCCCAGUACUGCUGAUGAUCCAGCACUGCUGAAUCAGCUCAUUGAUAGCUUCCCAGCGCUGCCGCCUUGUGAGCUGGUGGACCCAGCAGAUGAUCAGACCCUGCCCCGCCUCAUUGAGGUUCUGGAAAGGAGGCAUUGCAUCCGUCAGAAGAUGACUGAGCAGUUGAAUAGAACAUCGAACACACUGAAGUCCAUGCUGCAGCAGUUUGACAGCCAGCUCACUGCCAAGGAGAACUACCUCCAUGAUCAGCGAGGCAAGCUGGGCGAGAAAGAUAAAAUCAUCUCCAACCAGAAGAUGGAGAUAGAAAGAUUAGAGAAGAAAUCCAAAAUGCUGGAAUACAAGAUUGAUAUCCUGCAGAAGACAACCAACAUCUAUGAGGAGGACAAGCGCUCCCUUCAGCAUGAGCUGGAGACCCAGGAGCAAAGGCUGCAGAGGGAGCUGUCCGAGAGGAGGCGCAUGGAGCAGCGCAUGCAGGGCAUGGUCACUGACACCAGACUCAAGUGGGAGAAGGAGUGUGAGAGGCGUGUUAAUGCUAAGCAACUGGAGAUGCAGAACAAGCUGUGGGUGAAGGAUGAAAAAUUGAAGCAGCUCAAGGCCAUCGUGACAGAAAGCAGCAGUGGAUGUCCCACUGAGCGACCAGAGAAACCUGAGAGGCCCUCAAGGGAGCGAGAUCGCACGGCACCACAGAAGAGGUCUGCCUCACCAUCGGCACUACCUGACUUCAGCCAAACUCCUUCCUGCCAAAAUCCAGCCAGUCGUAAUGCAGUUCAAGACCCAUACCCAACCUCUUCCUCCUCCUCCUCCACCUCCUCUUCAACUUAUCCCUCAGUAGCCAACUGCAUCUCUGAAUGGGAGCAGAGGUUCCCUGUAGACACAAGACAGGGCAGUCACCCUGCGACCCCCCAGUACGGGAGCCGGACCCCGGCCCGAUAUCAAAGCAGCAGCAGCGUUGGCCGCAGGAGAGGCCAGCGAUGGGCCCCAGAUACCAACAACCCUGCUACGACUCUUGUCUAUGGUCUAGAUUUAGAGUCAGGCACAAGGACGGCCCCACCAGUUCAUCCACGGCACAGACGCUCACAAUCUGCGGGUGGGGAGAAAUGGGUAGACCACAAACCAUCCUCUAAUUUGGACCUAGACACUGUAAUGCAGCCAAUCAUACCCAAUGCAAUCAAGGUGUCGACCCCCAGUGAGAAAGCUCUGUCGAAAUGCCACAAAUAUGUGCUUAGGCAUCAAGAGCUUGCCUCUGAUGGGGAGAUUGAGACCAAGCUGAUUAAGGGUGAUGUCUUCAAAACAAGAGGCGGGGGACAAGCCGUACAGUUUACUGACAUUGAGACGCUAAAACAAGAGUGUCCUACUGCACCAAGUCGCAAGAGGAGGUCAGGGUCUGGAGGUGGCGCAGCUCAGAUGGACGACAUAGAAAACAGGGCUCCAGUGGUGAGCACAAGUUCAGGCCACGGCUACCAGAAACGCAGAAAGCCUUGAAGUUGAUGAAGAAAGCAGGAAGCGUCUUUCUCCUUGAAAACAUGCUGGAUUACUUUUGUAUAUUGGACCAGUGAAGCAAGCUUCACUUAAAACUAUGCAGAACGUGUUUCUACUGUCCGUUUUUUAGAUGAGUCAUUUAGAGUGUAAAUAUCAUUUAAUUAUUAUCAUAAAGACAUUGCUUAAAACAAUUAAGAAUAUCUCACCUGUACUCUGUCUGAUAGAAUAUGUUUUUUGCUGUAUUUUUUGAAAUACCAGAAAUACUAGUCUGUCUUUUUUUUUCCUCCUUUUUUUUUUCUUUUUUCUUUUAAAGACAUGUUGUUAAUGAGGGCUCAGCUAUGAAACAUUUUACAGCCAUGCCAUUUUUUUUUCAGGACUUUUCACUGCUUUUUACCUUGACCCAAAGACUGUUUAGAAAAUAAAAAAAUGUAAUAUUUUUAUGCACUUGCGUUUUUGGCAUUGAGGUUUGUGGAUUUUGGUUUUGAAGAAUACACGAAUAAGCAUAAUUUGACAUCUGUGAGUUUGGUAUUAGUUUUGUGUGACAUGCUGAUGCUUAAGCACGCUGUGUUUACUGAUCUGGCUCAGUCACGGUGCUGCUGUACACACUACAGAGAGCUGAAGCAGGUAGAGAUGGUCACACCACAGAGCUGGGCUGAUCACACUCAACCAACUCAGCUGAGGCCAGUGGGUUCCUGUAGGACACACUGCAGUGUGAACAACCGCCACUCAGGUCCUACCUGUAAAUAAGUAAUAUGAAGGAGCUUUUACUUUUUUUUUUUUUUUUUUUU
Myripristis murdjan (pinecone soldierfish) is the source of this 3806-nucleotide messenger RNA. RefSeq names its product kinesin-like protein KIF23. Gene Ontology annotation, biological process: microtubule-based movement; mitotic spindle midzone assembly. Gene Ontology annotation, molecular function: ATP hydrolysis activity; microtubule motor activity; microtubule binding. Bases 76 to 3021 code for a protein of 981 amino acids. Lineage: Eukaryota; Metazoa; Chordata; Actinopteri; Holocentriformes; Holocentridae. The record is from RefSeq and is a predicted model, not a curated record. The transcript has 24 exons. Gene Ontology annotation, cellular component: nucleus; microtubule; kinesin complex.